CCGGCGGCCGGAGGUGGGCCUCGCUCCCUGACCGGUGACACAAAGCAAAUCCAAGAUGGCGGAGGCGGGCGCGAGCAGCCCGCACGGAGGGGACGCGGCGCUGCCGUGCCCGCCCGAGGAGCAGGAGCUGAGCCGGCGCCUGCGCCGGCUCUACCCCGCCGUCAACCAGGAGGAGACGCCGCUGCCGCGGUCCUGGAGCCCCAAGGACAAGUACAACUACAUCGGCCUCUCGCAGGGCAACCUGCGCGUCCACUACAAAGGUCAUGGUAAGAAUCACAAAGAUGCUGCCUCAGUCAGGGCUACGCACCCUAUACCUGCAGCCUGUGGCAUUUAUUAUUUUGAAGUGAAGAUCGUCAGUAAAGGUAGAGAUGGGUAUAUGGGAAUAGGACUUUCUGCUCAAGGAGUCAACAUGAACAGGCUUCCUGGAUGGGAUAAACAUUCCUAUGGGUACCACGGGGAUGAUGGGCACUCCUUCUGCUCUUCGGGGACAGGACAGCCCUAUGGCCCUACAUUCACCACUGGAGAUGUGAUCGGCUGCUGUGUCAACCUCAUCAACAACACCUGCUUCUACACAAAAAAUGGCCACAGCUUAGGUAUAGCCUUUACAGACCUCCCUUCAAAUCUUUACCCUACAGUGGGUCUCCAGACUCCAGGAGAGAUAGUCGAUGCCAACUUUGGGCAGCAGCCAUUUGUGUUCGACAUUGAGGACUACAUGAGGGAGUGGCGAGCGAAGAUUCAGAGCACCAUUAAGCGGUUUCCCAUAGGAGACAGAUUAGGCGAGUGGCAAGCCAUGCUGCAGAAUAUGGUUUCAUCGUAUUUGGUUCAUCAUGGGUACUGUUCAACAGCAACUGCCUUUGCCAGAAUCACAGACACCACAAUCCAGGAAGAACAGACCUCAAUAAAGAAUAGACAAAGAAUACAGAAGCUAGUGUUAGCAGGCAGAGUGGGAGAGGCUAUAGAAGCCACCCAGCAGCUCUAUCCUGGCCUCCUAGAACAUAACCCCAACCUGCUCUUCAUGUUAAAGUGUCGGCAGUUUGUGGAGAUGGUGAAUGGGACAGACAGUGAAGUCCGUUGUUUCAGUGCCCGCAGCCCGAGAUCCCAGGACAGUUACCCCGGGUCCCCCAGCUUAAGUCCUAGACAUGGAUCAAACAACUCACACGUUCAUAGUACCGGAGCAGAUAGUCCAACCUGUAGCAAUGGAGUCGUGUCCACGAAAAGCAAACAGAGUCACAGUAAAUACCCAACACUGAGUUCAUCAUCUUCAUCUUCCUCUUCCUCCUCCCCCUCAUCUGUGAACUACUCAGAGUCCAAUUCUACAGAUUCUACAAAAUCUCAGCAGCACAGUAGCACGAGUAAUCAAGAAACCAGUGACAGUGAGAUGGAAAUGGAAGCUGAGCAUUACCCUAAUGGUGUCCUGGAAAAUUCAUCUACCAGGAUAAUGAAUGGCACCUACAAACAUGAAGAGAUCCUGCAGACAGAUGAAUCCAGCAUGGAAGACAGCUGCCCCCAGAGGCAGGUCUGUGGAGGGAACCAUGCUGCCACGGAGCGAAUGAUCCAGUUUGGACGCGAGCUGCAGAUUCUGAGCGAGCAGCUUUGCAGGGAAUACGGAAAGAACACAAUGCACAAAAAGAUGCUUCAGGAUGCAUUCAGCUUGUUAGCUUAUUCAGAUCCUUGGAACUGCCCCGUUGGUCAACAGCUGGACCCAAUCCAGAGGGAACCCGUGUGUGCUGCUCUUAAUAGUGCUAUAUUGGAAUCUCAGAACCUGCCAAAGCAGCCCCCACUGAUGCUUGCCCUGGGCCAGGCCUCGGAGUGUUUGCGGCUUAUGGCUCGCGUGGGCUUGGGCUCCUGUUCCUUUGCCAGAGUAGACGACUAUUUGCACUAGCUACCAGAGCAAGAUGGAGUUGACGUCAUUGAGUGCUGCCCUUCACCUUCCGUUGCUGCCACUCUACAUGACCACCUCGUUCAAUAGCCUGACCUCCUUUCCAACACCCCCUCUAACACAAACACACACUGCCUGUGAACUGAUUGAGUGAGUCCCUCACUGUGUGGCUAUUCCCAACCCCAGGAACGGCUGGCAGAUCUUACCUAUCUCUCUGCCAUUGCUGUGGCUCCAGCGGCACGCAGUAUUUCGCUGGUUAUUCUAAUGUAGCACCUUCUGAUGUAGGGAUUUCUCUUUUGGUUUGAGUUGUUUCUCAUGGAUCCACCAAUAUUUUAUCUGGAGAGUUUUGCUGAGCUGGUUUCUGCUGAUUUACUGAGGAAGCUCAUCAAGUUGCUGACAGCUUGUUCUUUUCUUCCCUUCUCCCUCCAUUGUGCACAUACAGCAUCAUCUUCUGUGCUAGUUAUCUGAACUCUUCUCACAGCAGCAGCUCAGAGGGAAUUUUCUAUUUUAUUUGAAUCCUGUAUAUUAAAAAGGUCUCUUCCACCUCCACAAAGUCAUUGAUGUAUUUAUUGCCCACAGACUCAGUCCCAGCCAUACAUACAACUCUUCAGGAGAUCUGGUGAGGUACGUCCUGUCGUGCGCUAGUGAUGAAAAGUGGAGGAGCUUGGUCCUUCAUGGUGCAUGCCUCUCUUAAGAGACAUCCUUGUCUUUGUGAGUGGGAAGAUUAGAAGACUUGACAUUGCCUCUGUUAGUGGCUGAAAUAUAGCAGCAUCUCACAGCCCUGAGAAAUGGGUACAUCAAGCUCUCACAGCAGUUAGAAGGACAAGACUGAUGAAUAUUAAGUUAUCUACUAGUGUGUUGGUAGAAGCAGGAAAGUUAUCAACUAGUGUGUUGGCCUCCAGGAAACAUCCAUGGAUGCUGCUGGUUGGGCUGUCAGUUUAGGUGUUAAAUCACAACCACCCCUUUUUCUUCAUAUAGGGGGGCUCUGUCACUAAAACUCAGUAACAAUAGUACUUACUGCCUCUCCCCAGGUAACACCGAUCUAAAUGAGCACUUUUAAGUUUUGGAAGUGUCUUGGGAACAGUAAGCUGGCCUGUUCUUACCCUUGCAGGUGGCACAUGCUGAGAUCAGGCUGUGGUUUAGAUCAGUACCAACUUUGUAAGGUCUGAGCCAUUCAGAAGGAAACAGCAACAUUACAGAGUGCUAAGAAAAUUAUUCUAGUUUCAGGCCCAAAGUAAGGAUCUGUGCAUGAGUAACCUCCAAGUAAGGCAGAUUAAUGUUUCCCUCUGCAGUAUGUAUCAAACCCAGGGACUUGAGUGCUGCUGAGCUUCUGGCAUUCAAAUCAUCUGCCUGUAAGCGCUUCUGAGCAUGUACUUUCAAGUGGUGAGGCUGUGCAGCAGGACUAUGUGCUUUGCAUCCACUGGUAUACCCUUGGGAGACUUCAGGUUUGAUUUGGCUGCACAGAAGGAAGUGUAAUUCUGCACCAAAUGAGUUUUAGGUCAGUAGCUCUGAGGAGGGCCCAGGGGAGCUGAGACCCAACAUGUAUUUUACUGCUGUUUAUGAAUUUUUUUUUUUGAAAGGUCAGUGAAAGAGGAAGAGAUUGUGUUGAAGUUUGCCCUGAAAAUGGAGGUUAGCCAGUGCCAGGGCUUCAUACAGACAGACAGGUUGUGUGCUGCUGAAGAAGGGAAGGUGCUGUGUGACCUCCGUGCAGAGCAUUAAGGAUUUUCUGCAUUUGCAGGCUUGGUUUGCAGCUGGAACAUAAGGUCUGAAACCAAGGUAGAGCAGGAGUCAGGUGUCCCCUACACUGCAGAAGGCAAGUAUGGCAGUGAAUGUGCAGAUGGUGUUGGAGAUGGUUGGGAAUGCCUGUAACUACCUUUUAGUGAAGGUGAACGAUGUAUAAAGUCAGUGCUUCAGCCAUGAUGGCCUAAGAAAACACGCAACAUGAGGUUUAGAGAUGGAGAUUUUUAUUAGAUCAACUCAGCUGAAAAAAGCAGAGGGAGGAUUUCUGUGUACCGCAGCUCUUCUUCUAGACACACAGGAGCAGAGAACUGCACCAUGCAGAAUUUAACUUGCAAAUCUGGGGCAAAUCUGUUUCAGUUCUGGGAACAGCUCGUGCCUGAAAGCUCCACUACUGACUCUCAACUCUGCUCUUUGUCCUAGUGAAGGCUGUUACCCAGCCUGCAGUCCUUUCCUGGCUGCAGUUGCAGAGACACUUAACUCCUUUCUGAAGCCCUUAUGUGCCUGUGCCAAACCUGAGGCAGCACUUGAACUUGUCCUGGUGAGAGAUUCUUCUGCAGGCUCUCCAUUUCUUAGAUCCAGGCUUAAGGCAUGCUGAGGGGCUUAUUGUGGGAACUUAGGCUGGAAAUACCAUGGUGCCUGGCUUUGCCUUUCACAUAUGGCGGCUUCCUCCGCUGUUGGUCACCAUUCAGUUUGCUGCUGUCUGGCUGCAGUCAGGCCUCUCUCAUCUUUGUAACAUAAUCUUUAUCUCUUUCUAAGCUUUUUUGUUCCUCCUUUUGGUGGUUCCUUUAAGCCAAGUCUCUGUCAUGUGUCAUAUUAAUGCCUCAGUCUCUCAGCAAAGCUGUACUGACUAUCCUGGAGCAUUUUAUUUUGCAUUGUUUUCCUCUUCACUACAAAAACCCCAAGAGAUGCUCCUAGAUACUGCAUUAUUCAGGUGCCAAGAAAUUCUGGUGUGAUGAGAUGGUGUGUCUGGCUUCUCAUGGAGAGCAUCCCUGUGGUAGAAACCAUCUUGCUCUUCUGUCAGGGUUAGUGCUGAGGGGUCACAAUCUUACUGGUGAUUAAUUGUCAGUGUCCCUCACUGCCAUGAAUGAUGUGCAGCACUGAUGAUGGCAGCAGAUCCCUGUAGAUGAGAAAGCAAUGAUGCUUUCCACGUCUUGCACUCAAAGUGAUAAGCCAGCUUGAGUUGUUCUUCCUUUUCUGCUUGACCCACUUCCUGACCAGCCUUACUGCUGUAACCAAUACCCAUCGCUGCUGCCAGCUUCAUCUUGCCUGCUCUUGUACCUGCUGUUCUGAUUCUAGUUUUUGAGGAGUGCAAAGGCUUUUCUGCUGUGACAUAUCUGUCACCCGUUACUUGUUUGGGUUUUUUUAUUUCAAGUGUUCUUGUGGUUUUACUAGUGGUUUCUGAUUGUUGUACUCAGACUCUGACUAAAGCAACCAUGACUCCAUGUGGGGAUGCGUAAGUGUGUUUGUGGUGUGUGGGGUGUAGGUGUAGGCUUCAGCCUACCAUGGAUUUCUAGACAAGAUGUCUGACUUGGUUUUCCCAGACUAUUUUUCAAAGCCUUUUGGUCUUUGAAUGUCCCUGGCUGCUCCUUGAUGUUUCAUGUCAGCUGAGGCUUGGUUUCAAUUGUUACAGUCAUUAAAAAAAAACAAACAGAACUGAACUGAAUUGAGGUUUUUAACUUUUAAUUGUGGUUGUGCAUCUAACCAGAAGCUACGUGCAGUUUAAAAGUUAUUUUUUUUAAAGUGAUCUGGGAUUUGUUAUUCCAAAUGCUUCAUACUUUGCUCAGAAACAGGUCUUAGAAUCAUAGAAUAAUAAGACCAGGUUGGAUGGGGCCUUGAGCAACCUAGUCUAGUGGAAGAUCAUCCACUUCGAACCCCCUGCCACGGGCAGGGACACCUUCCACUAGAUCAGGUUGCUCAAGGCCCAUCCAACCUGGCCUAAGAACACCCCAGCUGAGACUCUGCUUCAUCUGGGCAAUCCCUCACAGUGUGACUUCUCCCAGGAGUCCUUCAGUAAAGCCACGCAAAUGAUUGAGUAGCGCCUUGUAGAAACUGCUGAUGUCCCAUUUCUAGGUGAGUAGGACAAGGUCUCAGCUAUGGCCCUGUUUUAUCAUAUAAUGAAUCACAGACUGGUUUGAGUUGGAAGGAACCCUAAGGAUUAUCUAGUUCCAACCAUCCUGCCACAGGCGGGGAUACCUUAUAAUGUUGAUGCCUGUGUUGCUCUCUACUGGGCUGGACUUCAGAUCCUAGGAAGAGGUUUUUCCAAACUACAGCCAGGCAUUGCUCACGUUUCUCAUCAUGCAGUCCCAAGAGAGGCUUUAUAGCUAUGGCAUACUUCUCAGGACAUGAAAUGCUGCCGCUAUAAUAACUAAACCUCUUAUAGCUCUUCUGUGUCUGCACAUCUAGGGGGUCUCAGCUGUCCACUAAUCAGUCCAGAGUCAGCACCAAAGAGCUGUAAUCUACAGAGUAGCAAGCACACUCCAGCUACUUGGCUGGUGGACUUGGCAGUCCUGGGGUGACAGUUGGGCUUGAUGAUCUUUAAGGUAUUUUCCACCCUAGUUGGUUCUAUGAUUCUAUGUACUCUGGACACCAGCCACUCUACCCAUUUUCCUCCAACACUGCAUUGCAGCAAGGGCCUCUCAGAAAGAUAAUGUUUCACAGGGACCUAGUGAAAACCUGCUUUUAAGGGUGUUGAACUGCAGCCUUGCACAUCAUGGGCUUUUGUUUUGAGCCUAAUGCCCUGCCUUGUUAAGUGGCCCUUUGAAAAACAGCAUUUUGGGAACUCCAGACUUGGAGCCUUGUUCUUUGGGGGUUCUGUUUAGAGAGCUUCAUGGAGCUGAAUUGCAUCACCAGGCUUUUCUCCUCACAGACAAGGGUUCGUGCUGUCCGCACAAGCAGUGAGUGCAGUCACAUCAACAGUAACAUGGGAGAACUUCGGAAUGAUUGAUCCAGGAGGUGGAUGCAUUGGAGUAGGUGGGAAAAAUGCUUCUGGGAGCUGUAUCCACCUCAUACACCUUGUAUUCCAAUUCUGACCAUCUUAGUGGCUUCUGCUGGAUGCAUUCCAGGGCUGUGUCUCCUGUACCAGGGGAGCCAAAUCUUGUUCCUCUUAGAACCAUCUUGUUCUGAAUGACUCCUCUUGUGGCUUCAUGAUCCUAUCCUAGCAGGUAUUUAACAAAAACUGAUUCAAGACUUGCAGGCUUGAGUGAGCUCUCAGUCAGGCUUUCCUGCAAGCAGGCAGGGCAGCAGUCUGUUUCCCAUCCGUCCUUAGAUGUGCUCUCAGAGCCAGCUGUUUGGGGGAAGCUUCUUACUGCUCUCAGGUCUCUUUUCUUGCUCCUUUGCCUCACACAGUCCCAGUGUUCUCUCAUCUGUGUGACCACCAGAGGUAGUAUCUGUAAUGUUUGGCGCUGCAGAAGCUGCAGGGUCAACACUGCAGGUCGUGGCUACAGCGUCUUCAUUGAGCAUGGACAUGGCAACUCCAACUGCUCUUCCUGGGCUUGUUUCUGCUGCGCUGGCCUGAAGGGCAGAUCUGUGUGUGACCAUCCCUUUUUGUCAUCGUUCAGGGUCCCGUCAGCCUGCAGCUUGGCUGGCUGUAGCACUUCUGUUGUUCUUUUGGAGUUGGUUAGGAAUUUAGCCUUUCUGUGUGGCCAGCAUCACAGAGAGAGACCUCCAAAGUAAGCACCGAGUAUGUGACAUCUAGGUGUUUGGGGGAGGUUGUCCAGCGGCUGCUCUCCUUCCCUUCCAGCUCCCACGUGUACCAGAACUGCAGCUUAUUGCUGUGGGACAUGCGGUAGAAGGUGUGUGGUUCCCAGUGCUAUAGAAUCAUAGAAUCAUAGAAUAAUUAGGGUUGGAAAGGACCUUAAGAUCAUCUAGUUCCAACCCCCCUGCCAUGGGCAGGGACACCUCGCACUAAACCAUGUCACCCAAGGCACUAUCCAGUCUGGACUUGAACACGGCCAGAGAUGGAGCAUUCACAACUUCCUUGGGCAACCCAUUCCAGUGCCUCACCACUCUCACAGUAAAGAACUUCUUCCUUAUAUCUAACCUAAACUUCCCCUGUUUAAGUUUGAACUCAUUACCCCUUGUCUUAUCACUACAGUCCCUAAUGAAGAAUCCCUCUCCAGCAUCCUUGUAGGCCCCCUUCAGAUACUGGAAGGCUGCUCUGAGGUCUCCACUCAGCUUCUCUUCUCCAGGCUGAACAGCCCCAACUUUCUCAGCCUAUCUUCAUAUGGGGGUGCUCCAGCCCCCUUAUUAUCCUUGUGGCCCUCCUCUGGACUUGCUCCAACAGCUCCAUGUCCUUAUGUUGAGGACACCAGAACUGUACACAGUACUCUUAAGUGAGAUCUCACGAGAACAGAGUAGAGGGGCAGGAUCACCUCCUUCAACCUACUCGUCACGCUUCUUUUGAUACAGCUGAGGAUACAGUUGGCUUUCUGGGCUGCGAGCGCACACUGCCGGCUCAUGUCCAGUUGCUCAUCAACUAACACCCCCAAAUCCUUCUCUGUUUGUAUUUCCAAUAUCCUCGUGGUGCUGACUGUGCUGCUGCCCACCCGAUGUGGACACCAGGAGAUGCAGCUGUGACUGGUGCGGAGAAUGGGCCCCUUUGAGGGCAUUGUUCCUCGUGGCUGUGUAUACCAGGCAUUUUGCCGUCUGCUUCCUUGUUCCUUCUGGUUUUUCACAGUGACAUCUCAACCUGUCCUUGAGCUGUGUCCUUAUUUUUCACACAGUCUUAUUAAGGCAUCUUUACUGUUCUUUAAAUAGCUUUGUUCUUGAGGCUUCCUUGAACAACUGGAACAACCAAAGCUGGUGUAACUAGCUCUGGAUAUUGAACUUAUCAUUUUCCUCCUUAGAAAUCAGGGGUUAUGAGCUGUCUUCUUCUUCAGCAAAGCAAACCUUGUUGGAUUGCUGCAAUGCUGCUGUGCUUUGGUACCUGUUUUUUAAUACUCACAUAGCACAUGUUGCUUAGAUGCAAGUUUCAGAGUUCCUUCUGCCAUCAUGGAGUUGAAUGAGAAGGUGAACUGUGGCAGCCGGGCUGUGUGGUAGCACAUAGAUGCCAUGAAGGUGCACAACACAGCAUUGGGAAGUGCUUUCCAUGAAGAAGCAGUGUGCAGACUUCAACUGCCCCAUGGGACAACAAGCAGAGAGGUCCAUCACACUUCAGUCCCAUGGAGCUGGUCACAGCAUGAGAGAAGGAACAUGUUCCUUGAAAAGGUGGUCCUGGUCCACCCAGGAUGCCCCUUUGUAGAAGAAAUAGCUUCCUUCAAACCCUGCCAGUGUUAGAGCAGCCCGAGUUGUGGAUCUGGAGCAGAGUAGGUCUCUUGUAGAGAGCUGGUUUGGGGCUCCAGCUCUGCAUGUCCAUCCCUAAAUGUUACUGCAUGAAGGUUGAGGGGGGCCAUGACAGGGGAGAUGUGCUGUGUGCUGCUGGGACCCUUCUGCCCUAGUGAUGGAGGGACCUCCAGUUCAGCAGCUCCUAGACAGAGACAAAAUCUGGCUGUGAGCCAUGUCCCAUCUGCUGUGUAGGUCAGAGAGCUGGAGGUAGUGUUGGUGGGUUGUGUGUGUGGGGAUGUUACAGCAGAUUUGGGGAGGAAAGGGGAGCGGUUGAGAGCUCAGAGGUCUCCUCCAGAGGAAGCGCUAGCUGCUCUCCACCAUCCCGCUCUGCAACAAGAGGUGGCAGGGGAUGAACGAAUGAACAUGGCAUGUCUGUCCCUCUCCCUGCAUCCCACACCAGUGCACAGAGCCCAGCAAGCCACAGGUUCAUCCAGGCCUGAGGAGCAUGUCCUGCUGGCUGUGUUUUCUUCCAAGAGGGAGGCUUAACUCUCUCGUGCUCGCAGGAAGCCAAGUCCUGUGUGGGAUUUACACUCGCAUUGCUGCAGAAACAUUCCUGGAGACCAUGCAAACCUCUGCUCCUUGUUGAUCUUCCUCUGGCCCGGCAGAC
Strigops habroptila (Kakapo) is the source of this 9548-nucleotide messenger RNA. Its product is annotated as ran-binding protein 10-like. NCBI's taxonomy places the organism in Eukaryota, Metazoa, Chordata, Aves, Psittaciformes, Psittacidae. Gene Ontology annotation, molecular function: protein binding. Gene Ontology annotation, biological process: cell surface receptor signaling pathway; cytoskeleton organization. Gene Ontology annotation, cellular component: cytoplasm. The record is from RefSeq and is a predicted model, not a curated record. Bases 56 to 1882 code for a protein of 608 amino acids. The transcript is spliced from 14 exons.